GUAGAGACCGCAGUUGAGUCGGAAACGUUGAGCGGAUUAAAAGAUUCUCUGGAAAACGAAAAUCGUUCUUUAUUUUCUUAGAAAAAAAAUUGAAUUCGAAAAAAAGAAGAAGGCUACAAAUAUUGUGAAGAUUUUUUCAAUAAAAUGUCCAUUAGCUGACACGGAAUUUGUUAUUGUCAAGCCAUUAAGUGACGCAAACGAAAAUUUCAAUUAAAAAACGCAAACGAAAUUUAACCCCCCCCCAUUCGGCCGGAAUUGAAGACUUCGACGGGUUCUCAUUUCGUUUAAUAGCUGUCAAAAUUCUAAAUUGACAUCAUUUUUAUUCAUCAACAACCCGAAAAAAAAAAUAAAAAAAAACGCCAAACGAUCGAUUUCAUUGAUGGAAAUGUUCGAAACAAAUGUUUUGCCGUGAUCUUUAAUUUAUUGUUUUGCUCUAAAAAACAAUAACAAAUUCAUUACAAAAGAAACAACAACAAAACGAAAAUUAUUUAACAAAAAAAACGGAGAAUUGUCAUUUAUAUCAACUAAAAACGCCAAAGCCUCUCUCCCCGCUGCUUCAUCGCUCACUUUCACUCGCGUUUGCCACGUCAAAAUCGAAAACUAAUUAACCGCCGACCAUGGUCUAUUUUCGCGACAAAGAACGCAAUCGGGAACGCGCCGAUCAAAAGCAAGUCGCCAUCGAACGUAUCAUUCAUGACGAGGAGUUCGGUGAGGAAAAUGUCGAACUGGUCGAUUCCGAAUGGGCUGAUUUUGAGAAAUUCAUACGAGAUCUGCGCCAACGCCGCUCCAGUACCACAUCAAUGGAGGAAGAGCUAAGACAUGCCCAACGCCCGACCCGUGUCAAAUCGCAGGCAUUUUAUCCUUGCCCACCGCCAGCUGAACACGGUCGCGAUUCGGAUUCAUCCUCGGACGAUGAUGAUCCCUUUGGAUAUAUUGAUACUGUAAUGUAUGGCCGCUAUACCAAAGAUUUAGGAGAAUUUGCCAAAGAUGAAGCCAGAAAACUCAAAUUGCUGCAAAAACGACGAAAGUUGGAGGACAAACAGAGGAAUAAGGAACUCCUAGGGAAACGUGAGUCUCGUGCAUUUAAAGUCUCAUCAUGGAUAUGGAAACACACAUUUGCCCGCCUAGGCGAAGACUGGGUGUUUUUGGCCCUGCUGGGCAUAAUUAUGGCCCUGCUGUCGUAUAUCAUGGACAAGGGUAUAUCGAUAUGUACAAAUGCCCGUGUUUGGCUGUAUCGCGAUCUAACAUCUCAGCCCAUAGCCCAGUAUUUUGCCUGGGUCUCAUUGCCCGUCUGUCUGAUAUUGUUCUCGGCGGGCUUUGUACAUCUGAUAGCGCCGCAGAGUAUAGGUUCCGGUAUACCCGAAAUGAAAACCAUUCUGCGAGGGGUGGCCCUAAAAGAGUAUUUAACCUUUAAGACAUUAGUGGCCAAAAUUGUUGGUUUAACGGCAACUUUGGGCAGUGGUAUGCCAUUAGGAAAGGAAGGUCCAUUCGUACAUAUAGCAAGUAUUGUAGCACAAUUAUUAAGUAAGCUAGUAACAUCAUUCCAAGGUAUCUAUGAGAACGAGUCACGCAACUCGGAAAUGUUGGCCGCUGCCUGUGCAGUGGGUGUGGGAGCGUGUUUUGCGGCGCCAGUGGGCGGUGUAUUAUUUAGUAUAGAAGUAACAACCACCUAUUUUGCGGUGCGUAACUAUUGGCGCGGUUUCUUUGCCGCCGUCUGUGGUGCUACAGUUUUCCGUUUGCUGGCCGUUUGGUUCCAAAAUGCCGACACAGUGAGGGCAGUGUUCUUAACGAAUUUCACAACGGAGUUUCCAUUCGAUCCUCAGGAGUUGUUUGUCUUUGCCUUGAUGGGUGUCGUUUGUGGCCUUGGCGGAGCCGCCUAUGUCUGGGUACAUCGAAGAUACGUCCUAUUUAUGCGCUCGAAUAAGAAAAUGAACAAGUUCCUCCAAAAGAAUCGCUUCCUCUACCCAGGCUUCUUGGCAUUGUUGGUAUCAACCAUAUCUUUUCCCUUGGGCACGGGCCAAUUUAUUGCCGGUGAAUUGGGUACCCAUGAACAGGUGACCCAGCUGUUUAGUAACUUUACCUGGUCUCGCGAUGAUCUGACUGUGGAACAAGCCGCCAUUGUAACCCAUUGGGUGACACCAUAUACGAAUGUAUUCAUCAAUCUGACAUGCUAUGUUAUUUUUACGUUUGUGUUCUCCAUCAUUGCCUCGACGAUACCCGUACCCUCCGGCAUUUUCAUACCCGUCUUCAAAAUCGGUGCCGGCUUGGGUCGUUUGAUAGGUGAGAGCAUGCAUUUGUGGUUUCCCAACGGUGUCCGCUAUGGCGGUCGCCUCUCGCCCAUCAAUCCCGGCGGUUAUGCUGUGGUGGGUGCUGCAGCAUUUUCGGGCGCUGUCACGCAUACGGUCUCGGUGGCGGUGAUCGUGUUCGAAAUGACCGGCCAAAUUACGCACGUGGUGCCGGUGAUGAUAGCUGUCCUGAUAGCCAAUGCCAUUGCGGCCCUGCUCCAGCCCUCUAUGUAUGAUAGUAUUAUACUUAUCAAAAAGUUGCCAUAUCUGCCCGAUCUACUGCCAUCCAGUUCGGGUAUGUAUAGCAUCUAUGUGGAGGACUUUAUGGUGCGCGAUGUCAAGUACAUAUGGCAAGGUAUCACCUAUCAACGUCUCAAAGAAGUACUAAAGAGCAACAAGACGCUGCGUUCCCUUCCCCUGGUCGAUAGUCCGGAAAAUAUGAUCCUCCUGGGAUCGGUGCAACGUUAUGAACUCAUCAAAAUGAUCGAAAAACACAUUGGCCGUGAAAAACGCAUGGAGGUAGCCCAGAAAUGGAAAAAGGAGGCCGAGGAACGUAUACGCGAAGAGGAACGCAAAAAGCAAGAGGCCGAACAGCGCAUGCGUCGUCCAUCUCGCUUCGAAGUCCUGCCCGCCCCUGACAUUCUUAGCCUACGUCAAAUAGCCAACGAUGAAAUGUUGCCACCGAAAAAGAAACAAGAGACCCUCAACAACACGCUCCAGCCGCGUAAAUCCAUUCUCAAAAAGACAAACUCAUUUAAUCUUAAAGCUUUUACACCUACCUCGCUGAAUAGUCCCAGCAUAACGCCAUAUUCCACCAUUACCGGCGCCGAGCAGCGCAUUCGCAAUGCCUUCGAGACCAUUUUCAAGAAAUCAACCACCCUACAAGAUGUUCAGCCCAGUGAUGGCCAGGAGCCGGGUUCGAUAUCGGCUGCAACGAGUACCGGUGACAUGAUGACACCCGGCACCCCAACGGUACAGAGGGCGCCCAGUACACCGGGUAUCUCGAAAAAAGUUCAGUUGAAUGCACAAAAGAACCCUCAAUCCGAGGAGGAUGCAAAUAUGCAAGUACCACCAGGUACCCCACCAAGACUUAAAAAAACUCAGCCGUAUAUUAUUGGUCUGAAUAAUACGACAAUUAUAAAUGACAUCCAUGGUCGGGCCAAAUUCAAGCCGAUACAUCAGCCAAAUAUGCAGCCACUACCAUCGAUUUUGAAAAAUUCCGAAAAAUGUAAAGAUCUCUAUUACAACACACUAAAUGAGGCGGAUUUUGAUGCCAUAACGGCUGAGAAUACUAAACAAAAUAAAGUUAAUAAACCCACUAUUAAAUCAAUUUUGAAAAAGCAUGACAACUUUAAAAUGCUACUGAAAAAAUCGACAGAAUUGAAAAAGGCAGAAAAAGAUAAACAAAAUCUAGAAACACAACAGGGCGUCUCUGGGGAUGGCAACCCCAGUCCUAGUAAGGAAACGGUGGAGGGGAAUGGUAAAAAUAAAAAUAUUAGCUCUGAAUCGUUAAAUGUUGAGAAAAAUGAAAAGGAAACGGAGAAUCAGAAUUUGAAUGAAAAGGAUACUCAGUCCACUGAGAACUUGCAAGCCAAUCACAUAGGGCCAUCCUAUAAAGGCAGUAUCAAAAAGGUCAAAAGUGUCCAAUUGCCACGAGAACGUGUCAUCGAUAUGUCACCGGAGGAUCAAAAGAAAUGGGAAAUGGAAGAAAUGCAAAAACCCAUCGAUCUGGAAAAGGCCAAUGUCAACAUUGAUCCAAGUCCCUUCCAGCUGGUCGAACGAACCUCUAUACUCAAAGUACAUUCACUGUUCUCAAUGGUGGGCAUCAAUCAUGCCUAUGUCACGAAAAUUGGCCGUCUGGUUGGGGUUGUGGGCUUGAAGGAGCUCCGCAAGGCCAUCGAAGACAUCAACAGCAAUAGUUUUGUGAUAUCGAAUCAAUUAAAAGACAAUCCCCUCGAUGUGGAAAACAGUGCCGCAGAGAAACCAUUGCUGCCGCAAGACAGCAGCGAUAAACAGGUGAAUAUGACUGUCACAUCUAUGGACUCGGCUCUAUCGAAUUCCGACAAUUGUUCCGACAUUGAAAUGGAGAAUAUUCACAAGACGACAACGGUGACGGACACCGCAAAGACAUGCAACACGACCACAACCACAUCGCCAUUAACAAUCACUUCCGACAAUCCAAAUUCCACAACCUCGUCGCCUGGCCAUCAGAGUGACUCGAAGGCAGAGUGACCGGGCCGGCAAAAAUUGUGUCAAAACUUUUGUGUAUAUCUAUGCUAAAAAAACAAAAA
Musca domestica (house fly) is the source of this 4576-nucleotide messenger RNA. RefSeq names its product chloride channel protein 2-like. Lineage: Eukaryota; Metazoa; Arthropoda; Insecta; Diptera; Muscidae. The record is from RefSeq and is a predicted model, not a curated record. Gene Ontology annotation, biological process: transmembrane transport; chloride transport. The coding region runs from base 618 to 4517 and encodes 1299 amino acids. Gene Ontology annotation, molecular function: voltage-gated chloride channel activity. Gene Ontology annotation, cellular component: membrane. The transcript is spliced from 16 exons.